This is a messenger RNA of Neospora caninum, 2859 nucleotides long. RefSeq lists its product as hypothetical. Lineage: Eukaryota; Apicomplexa; Conoidasida; Eucoccidiorida; Sarcocystidae. Bases 1 to 2859 code for a protein of 952 amino acids. The transcript has 4 exons. The record is from RefSeq and is a predicted model, not a curated record.
AUGCCGUCUGACAUAUCCGACUCGCGUCCGCCUGUCCAUUCUGUCGACGCAUUGGUGUCCGGUUCACCCGGAUCCGCGGCGCCUGACCUUCCCUUUCCGGAACAGUCUGCCUUCCCUGCGCGUCCGAACCAGGCUGCAGGGAGCGCGGCUUCAGAUGCCACCGCGGGAGCGGAGCAAGACGGCGAUUCUUCGACGUUUGCAGCUCCAUCGAGUGCGCAGGAAAGGCCAAAUACGCCGGUGUGGCCAGGGGGCGAAGAGCGCCAUCGGGUCUCUAUUCUGGAGGCAGCAGCGACGAAUGGGAAGGACGGGAGGGACGCAACAUCUCGUGGCAGGCCGCGUUCUUCCUCGCCUUCUCUUUUGUCGACUCUGAGGGAGUUUGCAGCCACACUGGCCCCUAAUGCGGAGGGCGGAGAGACACGCCAUGCACGCUUCACUCCAGAUGCUGUCGAUCCAGCAGUGAGUCACUCAGACAGCCCUCGACAGGUACCCCUCGUGCCCUGUGCCGUUUCCUCGAAUCUCCACGACGAGCGGUUUUCUUCCGCAGCCCAGCCGCCGGCUCCGCCCCCGACGACAGCUCGUACAGACAACUAUCAAGACGCAGCGAGGCGAGGAAACCGUGACAGGCCCCCGGUGAACCCCCCUUCGGGCGCAGGCGCAGCCCCCAGCACACAGCGUCCCUUCCCAGCCGCAUCCCUUGCUCUGCCUGAUUCCUUGGCGGAUCUCCGCCAGCGGAACACAACGCGCGAACCGUCCCAAAGAACCCCAGAACUUUCGGCGACGGUAGGCACCUCGUCGACCUUCUUGCCAUCUUUCGUCGCCUCUUCGUCCCUUCCUUUUGGGUGUUCAGUCCAUCCGGAAAUCCCCCCCGGCGUUCGCAAUGGCGACACCGCCACCAGCGCCGCAGCUGUCGCUCAGACUCUGCAGGUGUCUCCGCAGUCCCUGGCUGCCGCUCCGCCUCAAGGCACUCGCGACCGUUGGCCAAUGUGGCAAAUGCAUUCGCUGUUGAAAAAAGGAAGAAGUCACUUCAUGACCAGACGGAAUCUGUGGGACUACUGCGAGGAGUGCCUGAGCAGCCUCUGGGAACUCCUCCAGCUUUCGCCGGGAGAGAGAGGCGGGGAAGAAUUCAUUGGUAGAGAAAAGACAGAGCCGAUACAUUAUCCAUUGCGACUCGACAAGCCUGCGGGAGAGGCAGCCGAACAAGAAGAGGAGGAGGAACUUGAGGACGCCGACAGCGGGAGAAUGACAACCUGGCCUCGCCGCUUCGCCAACGACAAGCGCGAACGCGCCUAUAUCCGUGCCAGCCAUUCUCUGUUCGCGAAGCGCUUCUCGGGGCCUUACAGACUGAGCGUGGCUCUGAUAACCGCUGUCGCCACAGCCGCCGCGGUCGGAAUACUUUUUUUGAGGCUGACAACCUUUGGAGCUUCAUUUUCCGAUUCUCUCGAGUCACCGGCGCGCGCCUUCGCUUUGGCGGUUUUGGCGUGGUCGGCGUGCGGUCUCCUCGUCGCAGCCACCCUGAUCCUGCCCUAUAUCUGUUGCCUUCACGCUUUUCCGAGCAUGUUCCGGAGCCUCGCUGCUCUCGUUUCUUCUUUUUCGCCUCCGCCUGGUCCGCUCGCGCCUCCGUUGUCUCCGCCCUUCUUCUCCUUUGAAUCUCCGUUUUCGCUGUCUCCACCGCCGUCUCCGCAGUGCAGCCCCACGGGCUCCCAAGACGCCGAAGACGCGCUCUUCGCUUCGGCCUUUCUCCGCAUUUACCACCGAUGUGUGCAAGGAGACAUUGCAGGGGCCGAGGCGCUGGCGGAUGAAGCCGUGGCCGUCGCCCAGGCACUGCGAGGGAGGCAGGAGAAGGCGACUUUCGCGGCGCAGAAUCGAGGAGACGCAGGCGGGAAUUUCCAGAAGGAAGCCGAGAGCGGCAGGCUCAGCACGCACGGGGCGACGAACGCGCCUCGCGCUCUCUCCAGAGCGAUGCAAGAGAACAAGAAGUUGGAGGCGCUGCAGGAGAACAGGCGCCGGGCCAGCGAAACUCGGAAGGCGAUUAUGUGCAGCAUCACCAACGUCACUUUGCACCCGUCCGCCGUGUCGGUGCCCUCGCGGGAGGAGGAAGACGAGAAACGGAAGCUGCGUCCCCUUCUGGAGUACGAAGCCGCAGUUAAGGAACACACUUGUCGAGGCGCGUGGUUACUCGGCGCCGUCGCGCUCUCCUGCUUUCUCGCCCGCCUCCUUCUCCUCGUGCCCGUUUACGAGUCCCAGCUCGAAGGCGUGAGUCGAGGGGCAAGAGAGGCGUCCUCGUCGCUCUUGGCGUUCGCGGCUUCGGACGCAGUUCGCGUGAUUCCUGCCCCGGCGCCCACUUCGUUCUCCUUCCCCCUCCGCCUGAGCGCCUAUGCGCACUGGCUGUCGCUCAGAGUCGUUCCGCUUGUCGCGUGCUUGCAGUUCGCGGCUGCUGUGCUUCUGCUGCGACCGCGCGAAGACUUGGGCAUUCUCCAGAAACUCGGGACGAUCGCCACCGGCCUGUGCGUCGCAUGCGGAGUCGCACAAGUCGCGCUUUUCGACGCCUCGGAAAAGGAGGAUCUGCCUGCGGGGCUGUGGCUAACCGGGAAGGCCGAGGCGUUCCUUGCGGCGGCUCUCUGCGUCGCGCUCAGGAUCUUGUUGCUGUGCGCCCUCCUCGUCGCCGCCCGCGUCAUGGAGCUGCGCGAGCGGCAGCUCUUCCUCGCGAGGUCCUGCCGCGCUGCCUCGGCGCACCUCCCCGCGUCCUGCGCGUCGUCCGCUUCUUCAGCUUGUCCCUCGCCUGGCGCGCUGUGCUCCACUACGCGAGCUGCCGCGGCGGCGGCGACGCUUCUCGCGUUGGCGGCAAUGCGCCGCUCAUGA